CAUCACCACCGGCGGGGGCACGGGCACCGGCACCGAGCGAUGCGGCUGCCGGGGCGGCGCUGACAGGAUGGCGGUGGAAGCUAUCCAUUGCAGCCUGAAUCCAAAUGGCAUCGAUCACUCCGUCUGUGCCGAAGGGAUUAACCUGCCCAUCGAAGAGCAAGGCGGGGAAUCUCAGUUGGGUCAAAACGAAAAUCCCCUGAAGGUGUGCGACUCCAGAGGGACACCCAAGAAACAGCAGGCGGAACCAGAGGCGUCUAAGUCUGGUGCGGUGAAGCUGUCCAAACCAGUGGCUCUGUGGACUCAACAAGAUGUCUGCAAGUGGUUGAAGAAACACUGCUCAAAUCAGUAUCAGAUCUACAGUGAGUCAUUCAAACAGCAUGACAUAACGGGCCGGGCACUGCUGAGGUUGACCGACAAAAAACUGGAGCGGAUGGGCAUUGCCCCCGAGAGCGUCCGCCAGCACAUCCUGCAGCAAGUGCUCCAGCUGAAAGUGAGAGAAGAAGUCAGGAACCUUCAGUUACUCACGCAAGCCUCAACGGAAAGUUCCCCGUGAGUCUCGUUGAACUACAGAGGUACCAGACCACCGGUUGAUAAGGAAGUGACUUCUCCCUCGUGAUAAACAGAACCAACAUCAUUGCUGGGCGAUGACCUUGGCGAGUUGAAAGAUUCGAUGAGAUGCAACCAUUCCAUCCAGACCGCGGGUUUUGGAAAAUCCCGGUUUGCUGGGGGGAUUAAAAAUGUGGUGCAUACGCCACUGUGCUAAUUUGUUCGAAGUGGUCACGGACAGACCAUUAGCUGGAAAAUUGCUUCCGGUUUUCAUCACUGUGCGUAACUUGAGCUCCCUAGGGGAAAACGGCCCAUGCCGUUCACUAGAAAUCCCGUUUUAGCAUGGCAACUACUGGAUUAUUUUAUAUGUAUGCAGAUGGCAUGAUGUUAUAGGAAAAAAUUCCAAUCCUUCUGCAAUCUCAGUGGAAAUGUUCACAAUAUUUUGCCUUGAAAGGGAUGUAAACAUGUCAUGUGUAUGUUAGUUAUGCAGUCUAAAGAUAUUCUGUCCAACGAUUAAGCACUUUAUGUGAUCUCAACAUGCACACAAAUUAGCAUGUUCUGUACUUGUAAGAUCUCCUUUUCUCUUUUAAAAUUUCCAAUCUCUUUAGGCUCAGACUGUCCAAGGCAAAGCCCACUAUCUACAUAUCCUUAGCUGCUUUUCCCACGGUGGGCGCAGAUUUGAUAUUGGCCGUAGUACUGUUAGAUUCCAUCUCUCGACACCUCAUUUGACCAACUGUUUUUAAAACCGCCGGGACGGGUUGGGGUGGGAAUUGGAGAGACCCACGAUGGUCCCUUCCAGAUAUUGCGCACCUUGUCUUGCCACCCAGACCCUCCUUUCUCAGCCUUUCUCCUGCCCUCAUUCAUAUUCUUAGACACCAACUCCAAGAGGGCAGUGGGAAAGACCGCCGCCACAGAUUCCUGAGCUGGGAAGCCAGCCUCACUCACUUCCGUUCUCCGACUAGACCAGAGACUGUCCAGCUAGGGCUGGAAAAUUCAAAAAUGGUAGUUUUCUGGCCACUUGGCUCUUCAGAUGAGUCAAUCAAUGGUAUUUAUUGAGCGCUUACUAUGUGUAGAGCACUAUAUUGAGCAAU
Messenger RNA from Tachyglossus aculeatus (Australian echidna), 1637 nucleotides. RefSeq names its product sterile alpha motif domain containing 12 (gene SAMD12). Lineage: Eukaryota; Metazoa; Chordata; Mammalia; Monotremata; Tachyglossidae. The transcript is spliced from 5 exons. The coding region runs from base 68 to 553 and encodes 161 amino acids. Gene Ontology annotation, biological process: cell surface receptor protein tyrosine kinase signaling pathway. Gene Ontology annotation, molecular function: protein binding. Gene Ontology annotation, cellular component: cytoplasmic side of plasma membrane. The record is from RefSeq and is a predicted model, not a curated record.